GGAUGUGGUAUGUGGUAGGCAGGGGACGAGGGCGGACGGUCGGUCGGUGCAGUCACUGCAGCAUUCCGAGCUCAUCAUGCCCGAUGCACAGCACGUCCCAGCCCCGGGCUCUGAAUUAGUGCCUAUUCUGUGGUCUGUGGGGCAGAAGCUGCUGCUGUUACUGCCUGUGUACCUCUGUGGGUACCUGGGGCUGAGCGUGUUAUUUGUUAUACUGGGGCUGGGGCUGUUCUUGUGCUGGAAGAGGACACGGAGCAACAAGCUGAGCAGUUUUAAGUCCGCCUGUGAGUACCUGGAGAACGAGGAGCAGAUCACUGCUCGCACCAUAUUCAAGAGCAAGAAGGAGCUGCCAUCCUGGGUCACCUUCCCUGACGUGGAGAAAGUAGAAUGGCUGAACAAGAUUAUAGCACAGAUGUGGCCCUUUAUUGGGCAGUACCUGGAGAAGCUGCUCAUAGAUACUAUAGCGCCCUUAGUCCGGUCAUCUAACACUCACCUGUCUACCUUACACUUCACAAAGAUCAGUAUCGGAGAGAAGGCCCCAAAGGUAAUUGGUGUUAAAGCUCAUACAGAAAUGGACAAGAAACAAGUUAUUUUGGACCUAAAUGUGAGUUAUGUUGGAGAUUUGGAAGUAGAUGUUGAGGUGAAGAAAUAUUUCUGUAAAGCUGGAGUUAAAGGUGUGCAGUUGCAUGGGAUGAUGCGAGUAAUAUUGGAGCCACUGAUCGGCGAUGUUCCAAUCAUCGGCGCUAUAACUCUAUUCUUUAUCAGGCGACCGAUGUUAGACUUAAACUGGACAGGGCUUACAAAUCUACUGGACAUCCCUGGCUUGGAUGCAUUGUCGGACACAAUGGUUAUGGAUAUAAUUUCUGGUUUCCUUGUCUUGCCGAAUCGUCUCACCAUUCCACUCACCAGUGACCUUCAUACAGCAGAACUGCGCUCCCCAUUGCCUAGGGGAAUUGUCCGCAUUCAUCUGUUAGAGGCCCGAAAUCUCUCUCCUAAGGAUUUUCAAUUGGGAGGUUUGCUGUCGGGAAAGUCGGAUCCUUACGCCAUUCUGCGUGUAGGCACACAGGUCUUCACCAGCCGCGUUGUAAAUGAAAAUCUGAACCCUGUAUGGAAAGAAAUGUAUGAGGUUAUAGUACACGAGGUGCCAGGCCAAGAGCUUGAGGUGGAGUUGUUUGACAAGGACCCUGAUAAAGAUGACUUUUUAGGAAGAAUGAAGUUAGAACUCGGCGAGGUGAAGAAAGCUCAAAUACUUGACAAGUGGUACCAACUAAAUAAUUCUAAAAGUGGGAAGAUACAUCUCAGACUGGAAUGGCUUACUCUCCUGCCCAAUACUUCCCAACUUGAGCAGGUAAUGAAAAUGAACAAAGAGAUAACAUUGAAAACGGGUGAAGAACCUUCUGCAGCCAUUCUCGUAGUAUACUUGGACCGGGCAGAUGAGCUCCCGCUAAAGAAGUCAGUAAAACAGCCAAACCCUAUGGUACAAUUAUCGAUACAAGACGUGACACAUGAAAGUAAGACUGUGUACAACACAAACAGUCCUGUAUGGGAAGAGCCAUUCCGAUUCUUUCUACGUAAUCCUAGCCUUCAUGAGCUGGACAUACAGGUGAAAGAGGAUGAUCGGCAGCACUCUUUGGGGUCCUUGUCCAUUCCAUUAGCCAAGAUCCUCUCUGCUGAUCAGUUGACGUUAGACCAGUGGUUCCAGCUCGAGAACUCGGGACAAAGAAGCAGGAUCUAUCUGAAGCUUGUUAUGAGGAUUCUAUAUUUGGACCCAACUGCAUGUGUGGUCACAGGAUCUGAAACCUCCGAUAUCGAGGAGGCAACUUGUGGCUCCAGUGUGGAUAUGCCCCCAAGGCCCAACCAAACCAGCCCUCCUGAGAACUUUGGCACAGAGAAUGUGCUACGUGUCUUCGUUCUGGAAGCAGAAAACCUAAUCGCUAAGGAUAACUUCAUGGGAGGUAUGAUUAGAGGAAAGUCCGAUCCCUAUGUUGUGAUUCGAUCUGGAGGAAAAUCCGUUCAGACCAGAGUAAUGAAGGAGACUCUGAAUCCUCGCUGGGAUCAGACCUUUGAGAUAAUGGUCACGGAUGUCCCCGGGCAGGAUAUCGAGUUUCGAUUGUUUGAUAAAGAUAUUGACAAAGAUGAUUUCCUUGGAAGCUGUAAAGUUCCAGUGAAAAAAGUGCUAAAACAGAAAACCAUUGAUGAGUGGCUGCCCUUGGAGGAUGUCAAAUCUGGAAGACUGCACAUCAAAGUAGAGGGUUUGUCUCAGCUUACAGAUCCUUCUCAGUUGGAUCAGGUGCGGACUGUGAACGGCCUUUCUCAGUCUUCGCAUAGUGAGGAGUUCUCAACUGCCCUCCUGUGUGUCUAUUUAGAGCGAGCCAGUGGUCUGCCCAUGAAGAAAGGUGUCAAGCUCCCUACUGCAAGCGCCCAGAUAAGUCUGCAGAAAGCUACCUACAAGACUAAGGUCACCUCAAAGAGCAGUGAUCCAGUAUGGGAUGAAAGCUGUGCAUUCCUUGUCAAGAACCCCAAAAAUGAGACCCUGCAGCUUCAAGUUCAAGAUGAUUCUGAUAAGUCUCUGGGAUCUCUUACCUUGCCACUUUCUGAUCUCUUGACUGCUGAGUCAAUGACACUUGAUGGCUGGUUCCCUCUGAAUUCACCAGGAGCAAACAGUGAGGUUCUCAUGAGAGUCAAAAUGCGGAUUCUUUCUUCUCCUAAUGUCAGUCCUGAGCUCCAGGCUCUUAGUGUUACAUCUUCUGGUCCCCAAAGACCCCCAAGCCCUCGGAAUUUACCAUUUAACUUAGAGUCUGCUGUGGACAAUGAUGAGAGCCCUACAGGGGAGCUGAGGCAAAGGCUACCCAAUUCAAACAGUGAUCCCCAUCUCGUGGAAUCCAGCGCAAGUCAGCUACAUGUGACAGUGUAUUACCCAGCAAAAGAGGGGAAGCUUUUAGCAGUAAUGCACGGUUGCAGAAAUUUAAGUGUCAGUUCCAAGGAGCUUCCUGAUCCGUAUUUGUCAGUCAUCCUGUUACCAGAUAAAAAUCGUACCACAAAACGGAAAACAAGUGUGAAGAAACGGACCCUUAACCCCGAGUUUAAUGAAAAGCUGGAGUGGGAAAUACCAUUGGAGGAAGCAGCAAAGAGAAAACUAGAAAUCUCAGUGAAAAACAGUGUGUCCUUCAUGUCCAGAGAGAAAGAGCUGUUCGGAAAGGUUAUUAUUGACCUUUCUCAGGUGGACUUGUCCAAAGGACUGAAUCAGUGGUAUGAUCUGAAAGGAGAGAGGACAAGUGUCUAACUUUUAUCUUAAAGGAUAUGAGCCAUUAUUCUCUUCUGGGAGACGUUACCUACUGAACUCCUCAUUACCACAAGGAAGUGUGAUGGACGAAGCAAAAGCAUCCCCAGCAGAAAAUAACAUUUCUUCAAGAACCACGAGGACAUUCCUGGCAUCUGCUCUCCCUUAUCAUAUGAUGGGACCAUUUUGUUGCUUGGAUCCUGUUGAUGUUACACGUUAUGUACAGCAGUCUGCUAACCCUUUCUUUCAUAGAAGUUGUCUGUAUAUAGGUGUUACUGCCAUAGAACAGGUGGGGAUCAGGAGGAAGACCGUACGUAAAGAUGUGUAAUGGUCACAUGAGGACCCAUUAGGAGCAGCUUAUUGGGGAAUAUUAGUACAAAGGCCUAAUGUUUACUUUUAGUUUACGAAAAGGAACAUCAACUUGGAAGUAGUGUUUUUGAUUUGGAUGUUCUUGAUUUAAUGAUCCCAUUUUAGCUUUUAUGGUUUCAGAGAAGAAUACAUAAAGGAGUUGUGUAAGAUUAGAUAGAAUAUAGCGGGAGGGAUCGCCUGUUAAAUCUCCCGCCAUUCCAGUGCCGCUGCCCCUGUACUCCCCGCUAGGCUGUCACUACUUGGUUGCAGCGAUCACAUGCAUAGACAGAAACAUCAUUGGUGUUGUUGAGACAGCUCAGCGGAGAGCACCAGUGGGGCUAAAACUACAGGGGGUUGUAGGGAUCUUCUCCUAUUAGAUGCAGUUCCUCACCACCCUGGCUACAUUUCAUCCAGUCUCAGACGACCUCUUUAAUAUUAUGUUACAUCUCUUCCUUAGGGCUUGUUCACACGACCGUGCCUUGUUUUGCGA
Molecule: messenger RNA, 4115 nt
Organism: Bufo bufo (common toad)
Lineage: Eukaryota; Metazoa; Chordata; Amphibia; Anura; Bufonidae
Gene: ESYT1
Product: extended synaptotagmin 1
Exons: 31
Coding region: 77-3280 (1067 amino acids)
Biological process (GO): lipid transport
Molecular function (GO): lipid binding
Source: RefSeq, a predicted model, not a curated record